CGGGCGGGCGCCGGGGCGGCCAUGGAGGAGGAGCGGGGGUCGGCGCCGGCGGCCGAGUCCGUGCUGGAGAAGAACGUGGCCGAGCUGACCGUCAUGGACGUGUACGACAUCGCGUCGCUCGUGGGCCACGAGUUCGAGCGGGUCAUCGACCAGCACGGCUGUGAGGCCAUCGCGCGCCUCAUGCCCAAGGUCGUGCGCGUCCUGGAGAUCCUGGAGGUGCUGGUCAGCCGCCACCACGUCGCGCCCGAGCUGGACGAGCUGCGCCUGGAGCUGGACCGGCUGCGCGUGGAGCGGAUGGACCGCAUCGAGAAGGAGCGCAAGCACCAGAAGGAGCUGGAGCUGGUGGAGGAUGUGUGGCGCGGGGAGGCGCAGGACCUCCUGUCCCAGAUCGCACAGCUGCAGGAGGAGAACAAGCAGCUGAUGACCAACCUCUCCCACAAGGACGUCGGCUUCUCGGAGGAGGAGUUCCAGAGGCACGAAGCCUCCCAGAGUGCUGGAAUUACACGUGUGCCCAGCCAAGCAUCCAGAUUCAAACACACUUCCCUGGCCCCUGGUUUGGAACCCGUCUUGCCAGCUGGAGGGCAACAGAGGGAAACCACAGGCAUGUCGGAGCGGGAGCGGCAGGUGAUGAAGAGGCUGAAGGAGGUGGUGGACAAGCAGCGAGACGAGAUCCGCGCCAAGGACCGCGAGCUCGGCCUGAAGAGCGAGGACGUGGAGGCUCUGCAGCAGCAGCAGACCCGGCUAAUGAAGAUCAACCAUGACCUUCGGCAUCGGGUCACUGUGGUGGAGGCGCAGGGAAAGGCCCUGAUUGAGCAGAAGGUGGAGCUGGAGGCAGAUCUGCAGACCAAAGAGCAGGAGAUGGGCACCCUGCGGGCGGAACUCGGCAAGCUUCAGGAGAGGCUGCAGGGCGAGCUCAGCCAGAACGGGCAGGAGGAGCCCGAGACAGAGCCGGGCACAGAGGAACGCGUGUCAGACGAUGCAGAGAAGGCUGCUGUGGACCCCAAGGACCCCAGCCGCCCCCGGUUCACGCUGCAAGAGCUGCGGGAUGUGCUGCAUGAGAGGAACGAGCUCAAGGCCAAGGUGUUCCUGCUGCAGGAGGAGCUGGCCUACUACAAGAGUGAAGAAAUAGAAGAGGAGACCCGCAUACCCCAGCCUGUACCUGCUGCACACCCGAGACUGUCCCCGCAGCCCGAGUCCGGCAUCAAGCGGCUGUUUAGCUUCUUCUCCCGCGAUAAGAAGCGGCUGGCCAACAUGCAGAGGAACGUGCACAUCCACGAGUCCUUCGGCCAGUGGGUAAACACCCACCGUGACGACGGGUACACGGAGCAGGGACAGGAGGCCCUGCAGCACCUGUGACCUCGGCCCUCACCGCCGCCACCCGCGGAGCGCACCCAGGGCCGCUGCCUGGCACCCUCGAAGCUGACCCCUAGGGGACGCUCUGCUUCGCGGAUGGACCUGAGAAACUGAUGCCAAACUCUAAGGAAAUGUUUAUUUAUACCCAGGGCUGUCACUGUUUCUAAUAGAGGACUCUACCCUUAGGAUAUAUAUUUAAUAAUCCCACCGACUGAGGCCAGAUUUUCCCGCUAAUUUUAGUAACAAGCUUCUUCAAGCCAAAUACAUCACUUAUCACUGUAAUUGCCAUUUGAUUGACUUGGGAUCAACCUCUAGGUGUAAAGGUUUUUAUUAUCACCUUGUCACUACUUCCGUGACAGAGGAAAAAGUAGCUUUUUAAUUGUCACAAAAUCAUGCUGAUAUGGUGGGCACCGUGGCGCAUACCUGUGAUCUCAGCAUUCCAGAGGCUGAGGCAGGAGGAUCGUGUGAGUUUGAGGCCAACCUGGGCUACACAGUGAGUUCAAGGCCAGCCCAAACUCCAUAGCGAGACCUUGUCUCAAAAAGAAGCAUUGUGGUGACAGCAGAUCGGAGAGGAUAUAUCGAUGGGACGGCAGGGCCUCUGAAGUCAAAGACGAGCCGCCCCCACUGAAACACGAAGCACAGGACAUAAAAUGACAACCCUCCACCAGACUGGGGACGCCUCUGAGAGCAGCAGCCGUUCCCGAUCACCCUGGAGUGCGCGGCCGCGUGGAGGGCAGUGUGCCUUGGGAUCUGCAGUGAGUUUUGCAGUACUAACCAAACAGAGUUGCAAGGAUAAGUG
Molecule: messenger RNA, 2152 nt
Organism: Chinchilla lanigera (long-tailed chinchilla)
Lineage: Eukaryota; Metazoa; Chordata; Mammalia; Rodentia; Chinchillidae
Gene: Rilpl1
Product: Rab interacting lysosomal protein-like 1
Biological process (GO): cilium assembly
Cellular component (GO): cytoplasm; ciliary basal body
Molecular function (GO): protein dimerization activity
Source: RefSeq, a predicted model, not a curated record